AAUAUACAUAUCGCUCACAAAUGGAACUUACACAAAAUCCUCUGGAGAAAAUCUGGGUGCCGUGGAUGAGCAGCAGACUGAGACAGAGAAGAGGCUCAUCAGUUCCGCAGUUCACCAACUCUCCCACCAUGAUUGUGAUGGUUGGUCUGCCUGCCCGUGGAAAGACCUACAUCUCUAAGAAACUCACACGCUACCUCAACUGGAUUGGCGUUCCCACCAAGGUGUUUAACGUUGGACAGUACCGAAGGGAUGCCGUUCACACCUAUAAGAGUUACGAAUUCUUCCUCCCAGACAACGAAGAGGCCAUGAAGAUUCGCAAAGCGUGUGCUCUGGCGGCAUUGAAAGACGUUUGUUGUUACUUCACUCGGGAUCAUGGACAAGUUGCAGUGUUUGAUGCGACCAACACAACAAGAGAACGUAGAGAGGUGAUUCUCACCUUUGCUAAAGAGAACGGCUAUAAAGUCUUUUUUAUUGAGUCUCUUUGUGAUGACCCAGAAAUCAUUGCAGAAAACAUCAAGCAAGUGAAGCUGAGCAGUCCUGAUUACGUUGACUGUGAUAAAGAGGAGGCUGUGACUGACUUCCUCAAGAGAAUAGACUGCUACAAACUCGCAUAUGUUCCUUUAGAUGAUGACAAAGACAGGAACCUGUCAUACAUUAAGAUCUUUAACGUGGGCAGCAGAUACCUGGUGAAUCAGGUUCAGGAUCAUAUUCAGAGCAGGAUCGUCUACUACCUGAUGAACAUCCAUGUCACCCCUCGCACUAUCUACCUCUGUCGUCAUGGAGAGAGUGAACUCAAUGUUUCGGGGCGUAUCGGAGGUGAUUCCGGUCUCUCUGCACAAGGAAAGAAGUUUGCUGCUGCUCUAGGGACAUACAUCAGGGGUCAGUACAUCCUGGACCUGAAGAUCUGGACCAGUCACAUGAGGAGAACAAUCCAGACUGCGGAGGCGAUUGGAGUGCCAUAUGAGCAAUGGAAAGCACUGAAUGAGAUUGAUGCUGGUGUGUGUGAGGAGAUGAUGUACGAAGAGAUUCAAGAUCACUUUCCUGAGGAGUUUGCACUCAGAGACCAAGACAAAUACCGGUACCGCUAUCCAAAGGGGGAGUCCUAUGAGGAUCUGGUUCAGCGUUUAGAGCCUGUAAUCAUGGAGCUUGAGCGCCAGGAGAAUGUUUUGGUCAUAUGUCAUCAGGCCGUCAUGCGCUGUCUGCUGGCAUACUUCCUGGACAAAAGUGCAGAUGAGCUGCCAUAUCUGAAGUGUCCUCUGCACACGGUGAUGAAACUCACUCCUGUUGCCUAUGGCUGUGAUGUUGAGUCCAUUUUCCUGAAGGUUGAAGCAGUGAACACACACAGAGACAGACCUGUGAAUGUGGAUGUGGACAGAGAUCCAGAGGAUGCUUUACUGACUGUACCAGAACACAACUAGACAACAUCACAAGUUCUCCUCUUAAUGAUGACAUAUAUG
Messenger RNA from Rhinichthys klamathensis goyatoka, 1457 nucleotides. Its product is annotated as 6-phosphofructo-2-kinase/fructose-2,6-bisphosphatase. Bases 21 to 1418 code for a protein of 465 amino acids. Lineage: Eukaryota; Metazoa; Chordata; Actinopteri; Cypriniformes; Leuciscidae. The transcript is spliced from 14 exons. The record is from RefSeq and is a predicted model, not a curated record. Gene Ontology annotation, molecular function: ATP binding; fructose-2,6-bisphosphate 2-phosphatase activity; 6-phosphofructo-2-kinase activity. Gene Ontology annotation, cellular component: 6-phosphofructo-2-kinase/fructose-2,6-biphosphatase complex; cytosol. Gene Ontology annotation, biological process: fructose metabolic process; fructose 2,6-bisphosphate metabolic process.